AUGCGAUUCUUCUGCCUGCUCCUCUUGGCCUGCCUGUUGGCCCUGGCCAACAAUGUGACCUCCUCAUCGACUUCUUCUACCUCGCCCAGCUCCUCAUCGACUUCUUCAACAUCGCCCAGUUCCUCCUCGACCUCGACCUCGCCCAGCUCCAGCACUAGCUCCACUUCACCCUCUACCUCUUCAACCUCAACGCCCAGCUCCUCCUCUUCAUCCACUUCUCCCACUACCACUUCUCCCACGGCGGCACCUGCCACCAGCACGGCCACCACAGCGCCUUCUUCGUCCUCUUCGUCGUCCUCGUCCUCCUCCAGCAAGAAGAGCAAGCGGCGCGAGAGACAGAGGCGUGAGAGGAGAAGGGAGCGCAGGAUCAGGAACAGGGAGAGAAGGAACAGGAGCAACAGGCGUAACCGUCGCAGCGGCUAA
Messenger RNA from Drosophila kikkawai, 423 nucleotides. RefSeq lists its product as uncharacterized. Lineage: Eukaryota; Metazoa; Arthropoda; Insecta; Diptera; Drosophilidae. The record is from RefSeq and is a predicted model, not a curated record.